UUUGCCCUCAUUACAUGGCAGAGAAAGUAGGGACCAUUGGCAGUUAUUUGUUCUUUCAAUGAAGAGCAACACUGUUGUCUUUUUAUGCUCCCUCCAUUACAAACUUGGGAAAGAAAUGAAGAAGAUGAUGGACUUGGCAAUGAAAACAUAUCAAAAUGUAGUCUUACAAAAGCAUGGAUAUAAGCUCAAGGAUCCCACAUGGAUUGAGCCAAAGAGUCAUAGACAACCGGUGAGGACGAACUUGUGCGGUCUAUAUGUCAUGAGGCACAUGCUCAAUAUUAUUACAUUAGGCAUGACCGAAUUUACAAAAGAGGUUCUACCUCUAAGACUGAGCAGGGAAAGGAAUCGAACAAGGACUAGUAGAUUUGCUACAUCAUAAAUAGUAAUGCUUGAUUUUGGUUUGAGUGGUGUACAUAAACUUGUUAUACGAUAUUAUACGUUGUCAACUAGGAAUGCAUACCAUUUUGAUUGGUUGCACUUGCUUUAUGCUAUGUUAUUUUGUAUUUUAGCCCAAUAUUGUAUAUGAGGUGAAU
Messenger RNA from Prosopis cineraria, 533 nucleotides. RefSeq lists its product as uncharacterized. NCBI's taxonomy places the organism in Eukaryota, Viridiplantae, Streptophyta, Magnoliopsida, Fabales, Fabaceae. The transcript is spliced from 5 exons. The record is from RefSeq and is a predicted model, not a curated record. The coding region runs from base 59 to 379 and encodes 106 amino acids.